CCCAGAACAAACCAUACAUAAGUUCAUACAUACAUAUAGAUAUAUAUAUAUAUAUCACACAAAUGAGUCAGGUGCGAAUACAACGAUUACCAGAGAUACCACGGAGUAAAUCAGCUCGUUCCGACUAUACGCUACAAUUCCAAGAUGAUCGCGGGCGGGCCCAGACUCGGAAAUCGCACCAUGCAAGAUUACGCAUGAACGAUGCGUCCGCCAUACCACGCUCAGAAUCAACAAGACGACCACAAGUACGGAGGACCCACUCCGUCAACCAGAACCACGCUGUGCGGUCAAGCCGAUCAGUCUCUGAACACACGUUUAACAAGAACAUCCCCAUGGAAGAAGAGAGACGCAGCCGACCCCAGGUUAAGAAAUGGAACUCAUUUCAUGGGCCAGAUAGGGAGAUGAUGAUACCUAGAGAUAGUAGUGUGUUUUCUGUGAUUGAAGACAGAUAUGAUACGAGACAGUUGCCUCAUUACAGUUGGAACUCGAAUGUUCCUAAUUCCAGCACUGAUAAUUUAUUCAAAGCAUUAGAGGAACCUUCGCCAACGCUGGAGAUUGAGAUCCCGGAAGAAGCACCAAGAGGGACAAGUUUGUAUGAAAAGAUGAGUAAGCUAAUCAUUCGCGCGCAAAACAGUGUGGGCUCACUUGUUCCGUUAUCACUCAAGAAUCCACAAUCGGGUUCUGCAUCUGAUACUCGAUCAGAAUCAUCCGAUUCAAGCGACCUGGAAGAGGAAGUGGUCCGUGCUAAUAACACAGACACCCAGUAUACUAUCGAACUGUGGAAGUCUCCACCGGCACUCCAACCGGUAAACACUGACAGUUUGGCUCAGAUACUUGAUGAAAUUAACGAGUUUCAUGGCAAUUUCGUGGAUAAAAAUGUCAAUCACAGUGAUGUAAUCGGGUUGAACAGAACUCAACAGAGGAUACUUGAUUAUAAGCAAUUGUAUGAGUAUGAAGAAGUCAGCAAACCUGGAUUGUCUUCGUAUGAGUUGAAGAUCCAGAAUGAAACUAUAUUAUCACAGUAUACUUCGAUCAGACUCCGGUUUUCCUCGCACGAGAUCAUGUCAAGCAAGAAACAUAUGGUAAAGACGGAUACGGGAGUAUUGGGGUUUGUAAAUAGAGCAAAGAACUUUGGGUUGGGGCUGGAAAAUAAGAAUAAUGAAGUGACGCUAGAGAAUAAGGAUAUGUUUUUACAAAAGAUAUGGGAUGAUGAAUAUUACAAUUGUUUUGUCGACACAAAUCACGAAACCAUUGAAGAGAAAACUAACGAUGAUGUCAAGAGCAUUAGUUCCGAAGUGGGAAUCUACAACCAGGAUAAACUUGUGGAUAUGUCUAAUUUAGCCAAGUCGGUCAAAUUCGGACGUUCGUAAUGUUCAUUAAUAAAUAACUAUAGACACUAUUUUCCCGUUUCUUUUUGUUCGGGUAGUUUUGAUUUGUUUUUAUAAUGAGGUUGUUUCUCAUAUGCAUUCGCUUUUGCUUCCUUCUUCUUUUUCUUGCGUAAUUUCUUUAAAUGAUGGGCACAAAUCUCCAACUCUUCUUCAUCUCCUGACUUCUCUAUAUCGUCGUCGUUCUUGUUAUUGUCGUUGUUGUUGUGUUCAUCUCUCUUGGGAAACCCAUUAGGCAUUCCUGAGUCGGACUCAUCAGAAGAAUCACUGGAUGAAUCACUAGACGAAUCACUGGAGUCUUCACCAAACUCUCGAGUGGGGUGGAAUAUGCAGCAUAUUUUGGUUUUCUUUCUGUUUAGAUGUUCAUUGUCGACAACUUGCUGGUCCCAGGUGACUUGAGGUGGUUGGGCUCUAGUGUUUUCGGCGUGCAAGUGUAGUAUAGGACGGGCUAGUUCAGUUAGCGUUAUCGAGGAGGAACUCUCUGUGGGUACGGGUGCGUGUUGCAUUGCUUGUAUGUGUGUGUUUGUGUGGGUGCGUGUGUUUUAGUCUGUAUUUAUGGGUAUGUGCGUGUUAUAUAAUAGAAGUUACUGCUGAGUAAUGAAUAUAAAUUGAGUCACUUAAAUUUUGGCACUGAAUAAAUAGGCCAGUAAUCAUGAGACUUUAUUUUUUUGCCUGUUAGCAAACUCCGUAGAUUCAGUUUUAGGCAGAGCCGCAGAGACAUCAUAGUUGCAGCUAACAUAGUAUACCAAACUACACGAUGGGAAAGCCAUUACGGUAGUGAUGUAACAAGAUAACACUCAAAUAGCUAGGGAAGAUGGGCACCGUAUAUGAUUUUUAGUACGAAAUUUUGUUUGCGCUACUUAAACUACGACAGAUUUUUAGCAAAAAGUAUGCGAAAUAUCAAGCAAGUCUUGCAACAAUACAAAACCACCACCUAUGGAAUUCCCCAACUGUCUCUAACACCGCAUCUUCAAAUUCACUUUGUUUUAUGUCUGUAUAUGCCAAUUCCAACCACUUGGUCAACUACUAUAUAUCAAAAAUAGACAAGUCACGUGAACCAAACCUU
This is a messenger RNA of Spathaspora passalidarum NRRL Y-27907, 2451 nucleotides long. RefSeq lists its product as uncharacterized. The transcript has a single exon. The coding region runs from base 63 to 1370 and encodes 435 amino acids. The record is from RefSeq and is a predicted model, not a curated record. NCBI's taxonomy places the organism in Eukaryota, Fungi, Ascomycota, Pichiomycetes, Serinales, Debaryomycetaceae.